GAGAAAAAACAAACCAAUUAAGCACUACAUAGUUUCAAAUUCAAUGUCUCUUUCUUUGAUUUCUGAUUCGAUUCGUCAUCUUAUCUGCGCCGAUCUUCGUCUCCUCCGUCAAUCUCCGUCGCGGUCAUUUUCUCUCUCUUUCCGUAGUAAGCAGUUCUCUAUCCACCAGUUAUCUCAGAUCUCACGCUCGAUCAAAGUCACGGCAAGAGGAGACGGCGCUAUGGAGACGACGACGGCGGAGGAGACAGUUUCAGGCGGUGUUCCUAACAACACGAUGAAGCUAUUGUUCGUUGAGAUGGGUGUAGGUUACGAUCAGCACGGGUUCGAUUCCUGGAGUUUCAUUUGGGGAAAUGAAGUUGCAGAUAAAGCUUGGAGUGCCUCGUUCUCUUCAUCACCAACUUGAUCUCGACAAGGUUAAGUCUAUCUUCCCAUACGGGAAGAUUGUUAAUGUGGAAGUGGUGGAUGGAGGACUGAUUUGCUCGAGCGGCGUUCUAGUCGAAGAAAUGGGUGAUAAAAACGAAGAUUGCUACAUAGUGAAUGUCGCAGUUUACGUUGGCUACUAGUCUCUUCUUCCUUGUGUGUGUCUGUUUGAUCCCGAGCCGACUUCAUCCUCGUCGUAGAACAUUGCAGUCACUUUUAGUUGUAUAUUUUUGAUGUCCAAACCAAUUUGGCUUAGGCUUUGCAUCAACAAUAUCUCAUAUUUUUCUGUUAAAAACAUGGCUUAUGAGAAAAAAUGUUACACACUCUUUCGUA
Molecule: messenger RNA, 753 nt
Organism: Camelina sativa (false flax)
Lineage: Eukaryota; Viridiplantae; Streptophyta; Magnoliopsida; Brassicales; Brassicaceae
Source: RefSeq, a predicted model, not a curated record